AUGCAGGACUUUGUAAAGGAGUCCAAAAGGAUCCUGAAUGACAUAGAAACACUGGAUUCGUACACAACCAGUAUAGACUACUUGAGUUCCCAGAAGAACAGUUCGGUGCUGAGCAAGGACAAGGAGAAGACGCUCAACAACCAGAUUGAUGUUCUUAACGAGCGGUUCAGGGCGCUUUCAAUGAGGAUCAAGGGAAAGAUAGACGACUUUGCAGAUGAAACUGCGUCGAUGGAGAAAGAAAAGAAGAACAAUGGGUUUUACUGUCAGACAAGGAAUCUCCACCUCCAGGCACAGUCAAUGAAGCUUACUAAGGUAAUCAAUAGAUACAGAGAAGCACAGAUAAAGCAUCGAGAGGACGAGGUGGAUAAGUUCCGGAUGCAAUACAUUAUUGCAAAGCCCGAUGCAACAGAAAGAGAAAUAGAGGAGUUUAUUGAAGACGAAGAUGGCUCGAAGAUUGAAUCUGCAUUUGCACUCGGCGCCAACUCAGCAAGGGGCAUUCUAGAGGAAGCAGAGAAUAGAAAAAAGAACAUCAAGAAGAUUGAGGAGAUGGUGCAAGAGAUAGUGGACCUUCUUAACCUGAUCAGCCAGGAGGUGUCUAAGCGCACGAGUGUUGUUGAUUCCAUCAACGAUGAGUUGAUUGCAGCGCGUGAAAACACGACUGCAGCAAAUGCCGAUCUUGAGUCUGCAUUGGUAUACCAGAUCCGGGCCACUCGGAUAAAAAGAAUGAUUUUCUAUGGGAUCCUUAUAAUUAUUGCGGUGUUUAUUGUUUUUAUUGCUAUAAAGACCAAUUUUUUUGGUGCGUUCAACAAUAAUAAGUUCUAG
Messenger RNA from Ordospora colligata OC4, 822 nucleotides. RefSeq names its product subunit of t-SNARE complex. The record is from RefSeq and is a predicted model, not a curated record. NCBI's taxonomy places the organism in Eukaryota, Fungi, Microsporidia, Ordosporidae. Gene Ontology annotation, biological process: vesicle-mediated transport. Bases 1 to 822 code for a protein of 273 amino acids. The transcript has a single exon. Gene Ontology annotation, cellular component: membrane.